AUGACUCUCAUAGUUCAUCAUCUUCAAGUGUCUCAGUCGGAGCGCAUCCCCUGGCUCUGCGAGGAGCUCGGCAUCGACUACGAGCUCAAGAACUACAAACGAGCUCCCAUCUUCGCUCCGCCAGAAUACAAGGCACUGCAUCCUCAAGGCACCGCCCCGAUAAUCCAAGAUGGCGAUCUUUUCCUCGCCGAAAGCGGUGCCUGCAUCGAAUACAUCUACAACAAGCACGGCCCCAGCAAUCCAAGCGGGCCAAAACUCUUUUUAGAACCUAGUGAUCCAGCCUACGCUGAGUUUCUUUACUGGUGGCAUUGGUCCAAUAGCAACUUCCAGCCAUCACUUAGCCGAUCCAUGUUGGUGCAAAGCGCCGGCUUGGGAGACGAUAAUCCGACUGUCAAGUAUGGAAGGGGGCGCUUUGCGACGAGCCUGAAAAUACUUGACGAUAGGCUGAAGGGAAACAAGUGGCUUGUAGGGGAGAAAUUUACCGCGGCCGACAUCAUGAUUGUGUUCUCUUUGACAACCAUGAGGUACUGGUACCCUUAUAGCCUACGUGAUUAUGGCAAUAUUCUUGGCUAUCUUCAGCGUGUUUCGGAGAGGGAAGCAUACCAACGAGCAAUGAAGAAGAGUGACCCGGACAUGGAAUUGAUUUUAGGCGCCGAAUCUCCGUCGAAGCCCUUUAUUAUGUAA
Messenger RNA from Clonostachys rhizophaga, 684 nucleotides. Lineage: Eukaryota; Fungi; Ascomycota; Sordariomycetes; Hypocreales; Bionectriaceae. The record is from the annotation of a GenBank genome assembly.